Cheilinus undulatus (humphead wrasse) is the source of this 930-nucleotide messenger RNA. Its product is annotated as aldo-keto reductase family 1 member D1-like. Gene Ontology annotation, cellular component: cytosol. The transcript has 8 exons. NCBI's taxonomy places the organism in Eukaryota, Metazoa, Chordata, Actinopteri, Labriformes, Labridae. Gene Ontology annotation, molecular function: aldose reductase (NADPH) activity. The record is from RefSeq and is a predicted model, not a curated record. Bases 1 to 930 code for a protein of 309 amino acids.
AUGAAUCUGACUGCAGAGAGCCACAGUAUCCUCCUCAAUGAUGGGAACCGGAUUCCUCUGCUGGGACUGGGCACGUAUGGGGACCCUCGAACGACACCCAGAGGCACUGCUCUCGAGUGUGUCAAACUGGCCAUAGAUGUGGGCUACAGGCAUUUUGAUGGGGCUUUGGUGUAUUUCAAUGAGCAUGAAGUGGGUCAAGCCAUUCGAGAGAAGAUUGCUGAAGGAGUAGUGAAGAGAGAGGACAUCUUUUACUGUGGAAAGCUCUGGAAUACCUUCCAUCCACCAGAGUUGGUGAGACCGGCUCUGGAGAAGACACUGAAAACCUUGAAAUUAGACUACGUGGAUCUCUACAUCAUCGAGCUACCUAUGGCCUUUAAGCCAGGAAACGAGUUCUACCCAAAAGACAAAGAUGGAAAAUACAUCUACCACCACACAGACCUGUGUGCAACAUGGGAGGCUUUAGAGGCUUGUAAAGACGCAGGACUGGUCAAGUCUCUGGGAGUCUCAAACUUCAACCGCAGACAGCUGGAGCUGCUGCUGAAUAAACCCGGCCUCAAGCACAGACCUGUGUCCAACCAGGUUGAAUGCCAUCCAUAUUUCACACAACCCAAGCUCCUGGAGUACUGCCGCCAGAAUGACAUCGUAAUCGUUGGAUACUGCCCUAUUGGUUCCUCCAGAGAUGCAUCCUGGGUGAAUUUGAAAUGUCCACCCAUGCUGGAGGACGAGCUGCUUGUAUCUAUCGGGAAAAAGUACAACAAGAGCAGCGCUCAGGUGGCUCUUCGCUUUAACGUCCAGAGAGGAGUCGCCGUGAUACCAAAGAGCUUCAGCCCAGAGAGGAUCAAACAUAACUUCCAGUGUGGCUGUACCAACAUGGGUAAGCUUGAGCAGCAGAGCGCUCAGCUGAUGGCAGAGAAUGACUGUGAGAAAUAA